AUGUUCGACCUGAACGGCGACGGGGACGUGGACUGCGAAGAGUUCGAGAAGGUCGCAGCGCUGAUACGGCAGCAGAGUAGCAUCGGCUCCCGGCACCGCGAUCAUGCGAACACUGGCAACACUUUCAAGGGUAUCAAUUCCGCCCUGACGACUUACUUCUUCGGUCCGAAGCUGAACGAGAAACUGACCAUCGAAAAGUUCCUUGAUUUCCAGCAGCAACUCCAAAAGGAAAUUCUGUCUCUGGAAUUCCAAAGGAAACAACCGGAUGAAAAUGGGCGCAUCACUGAAGCGGACUUCGCGGAACUGCUGCUCGCUUAUGCGGGCUACCCGGCCAAGAAGAAGGCGAGGAUGCUGAAACGCGUCAAGAAGAUGUUCCGCGACCACGGCGUGGGCAUCACCAAGGACGACUACCUCAAGUUCUUCCACCUGCUGAACAACAUCAACGACGUGGACACCGCGCUCACCUUCUACCACAUCGCGGGCGCCUCCAUCGACCAGCCCACGCUGCGCCACGUGGCGCGCACCGUCGCCCACGUCGACCUCCACCCGCACCUCAUCAACGUGGUCUUCACCAUAUUCGACGAGAACAUGGACGGCCAGCUCAGCAACAGAGAGUUCGUGGCGGUGAUGAAGAACAGGUUGCUGCGUGGCCUCGAGAAGCCCAAGGACACCGGUUUCGUGAAGCUCAUGUAUUCGCUCAUCAAAUGCGCCCGGGACACCAAGCCCGCACUGCUCGAUUUC
This is a messenger RNA of Iphiclides podalirius (scarce swallowtail), 741 nucleotides long. NCBI's taxonomy places the organism in Eukaryota, Metazoa, Arthropoda, Insecta, Lepidoptera, Papilionidae. The record is from the annotation of a GenBank genome assembly.